This is a messenger RNA of Malaya genurostris, 3792 nucleotides long. RefSeq names its product serine/threonine-protein kinase tricornered (gene trc). Bases 985 to 2361 code for a protein of 458 amino acids. Gene Ontology annotation, biological process: intracellular signal transduction; peptidyl-serine phosphorylation. NCBI's taxonomy places the organism in Eukaryota, Metazoa, Arthropoda, Insecta, Diptera, Culicidae. The transcript has 5 exons. The record is from RefSeq and is a predicted model, not a curated record. Gene Ontology annotation, molecular function: protein serine/threonine kinase activity; ATP binding.
AAAAGAAAUCAUCAGCUCGUCAGAGCGCUUUCGUCUAGUUUGUGUGUGCGUUGUCUUCGCGUAGAUUGCAGUUUGAUCGUGCCACAAAACUUCAUACAAAAGGUUUUUGUUCCGUUCGAAUUGAAAACUACUUUUUCCUUAUUCGCGUAAUCCCGUUAAGAAAAUUGCAAGCUUCCGUAUUAGUGGUAUCGAAUCUGGCUGAUCGGACAAGUGCUAACGGAGGCGUAAAGGCAGAGGUCUAAUAGAAAAAAAAAGUUUCCGAGAGACAGUAAAAAUUUGAUUAUAUAAAAAUAUCCAGAAGAAAGGUGGUACGAGGUGAUGAAAAAAGAAAAUCGUUGUUGACAGUGCCAGUGUGCCAGUUUCCAAUUCCAUUGCUUCAUUGGCUUUUCGAUCGUGGAAGUCUGGGGAAAACCGAAUUUGACGAAAAUUGUGCAAUAACGUUGCAUAAAGUAGGGUUUGGAAACAAAAUAGAGCAAGGGCCGUGCUGUGGAGACAGAAACGGGAACAUUAUUUUCAAAGCAAAAUCACGUCAUUCGGCUCUGCUGCAAGAGCAAGUGUGUUGGAGAAAAUCUCGAGGAGGUGGGGUCUGUGAAAGGAAGCGAUGAAAAUAGCACACGUCGAUCAAUUGGUUAUAACCAAAGCAGCAUAAAGUUCAAAUGAAUCGAUUGCAGUGAAACCCGGAAGAAUAGCAGUGUUCCGUUUCUGUGCUGUCUGGCAGUUGUGGUUAAUGCGGUGAGUUUCGUCAUCAUCGUGGAAGCCUCAGCAAAGUAAACCCAGUCCGAGUGAGCCGCUUAGAGGAGUUCCAAUAGAUCAUUCAUAGCUCUGCUCAACAGCUCUGCAGAAGGUGAAGAAAGAGGAAAACAGAUCCAUCUAAUAGAAGAGAAAAUUUCAAAGCGAACACCAAAAACAAACCACACAAAGAUAACACCAAAUUUUGCCUGUACCAGCUUCGAAAGCGUACCCGUCGAACACCCCCUAAUCAAGAUGACAGCAACAGACAACACGAUACGGUUCAGUGACCACACCAUGGACAAGGCGACCAAGGCGAAAGUAACACUUGAGAACUACUACAGUAAUCUUAUCACCCAGCAUGGCGAACGGAAACAGCGGCAGGCUAAGUUAGAGGCCUCGCUCAAAGACGAAGCCCUGUCGGAGUCUCAACGGCAGGAAAAACGGAUGCAGCAUGCCCAAAAAGAAACCGAAUUUCUUCGGUUGAAACGUUCACGGCUUGGGGUGGAAGAUUUCGAAGCACUCAAGGUGAUAGGCCGAGGAGCGUUCGGUGAGGUGCGGUUGGUUCAGAAAAAAGAUACCGGACAUGUGUACGCAAUGAAGGUACUGCGGAAAGCCGAUAUGCUGGAAAAAGAACAGGUGGCUCACGUCCGAGCAGAGCGUGAUGUACUCGUAGAAGCCGACCAUCAAUGGGUUGUAAAAAUGUACUAUAGUUUUCAGGAUUCGGUCAAUCUGUACUUGAUUAUGGAGUUCCUACCAGGUGGCGACAUGAUGACCCUGCUGAUGAAAAAAGACACCCUUUCGGAGGAGUGCACCCAAUUCUACAUUACCGAAACGGCCCUGGCAAUCGAUUCGAUCCAUCGGCUUGGGUUCAUCCAUCGAGACAUUAAACCGGAUAAUCUUCUACUUGAUGCACGUGGACACUUGAAACUGUCGGAUUUUGGGCUUUGUACUGGGCUUAAAAAGUCUCAUCGGACAGAUUUUUAUCGCGACCUUUCGCAAGCUAAACCCUCGGACUUCAUCGGGACCUGCGCCAGUCCAAUGGACUCCAAACGUCGCGCUGAGAGCUGGAAACGUAACCGACGAGCAUUGGCUUACAGUACCGUGGGAACGCCGGACUACAUCGCACCAGAAGUGUUCUUACAGACUGGUUACGGUCCUGCUUGCGACUGGUGGUCCCUUGGCGUGAUCAUGUACGAGAUGCUAAUGGGCUAUCCGCCGUUUUGUUCGGAUAACCCCCAGGAUACAUAUCGAAAGGUGAUGAACUGGCGCGAGACACUGAUCUUCCCACCGGAGACACCGAUUUCGGAAGAGGCACGAGAUACGAUCGUUAAGUUUUGCUGUGAGGCGGAACGAAGGCUGGGAUCACAGCGUGGUAUUGAGGACUUGAAGUUGGUAUCUUUUUUCAGGGGAGUCGAUUGGGAACAUAUUCGGGAACGACCAGCCGCCAUUCCCGUGGAGGUUAGAUCGAUUGACGAUACGUCCAACUUCGACGAUUUCCCCGACGUUGCAUUGGAAAUACCCGCUCAUCCCACACCCGAAGGCGAGGUUCUUAAAGAUUGGGUCUUUAUCAACUACACCUUCAGGCGGUUCGAAAGUCUUACGCAGCGUGGCACGCCAACGAAAAAAUAAGUUCGCACUCCGCAGUCCAGCUUCCAAAAUCUCUUACUAUUCUAAUCAACUGCGUUUUUUAAAAAACAAACUACAUCUGCUGCACGGUUCCAACCAACUUUGACGGAGUUGAGCGCGAUAGGCAGACUGUCGUUCGACAAACAUCAUAGAGAAGAAGAAAAAAAGUAUAUAUAACGACGUAACCGUAAUAACACAACCCGCUCGGGUUUGAGCAGGGCAUUAACAGAAUGACUCAAUUGAAUGGUGUAAUUUAGUAUCCUCUAUAAGCAGUACAGAUGUAAACAAAAAAAAAGAAAAUCAAAGAAUAUCGAUAAUGCAAGCUAAAUUAGCGAGAUUUUGCUUUCCAUUUGCUUUUAGAUCGAUUUAUUGUGUAGUUUUUCUCUCCAUAUUUUCCAGCUUUCACAGCCAAGUAGACUUAUGUAACAUUAUGUUAAUGAUAACAAUGAAACGCUUGCUUAGCAAAUAUGAUGUCACAUAUUUUGUUACAAAAGAGAGAUUCACAUCUGACACAGACAUCCAGCUAAAACUUACUAAUAAUUUUUACCCAUGCCCCAGCAAAGCAAAAAAUAUGAACAAAAAAAAAAAACAAACAAACCAUAUUCCGUUCUAAUGCAUAGGUUAGUUGAAAAAGUAAUGAACUAUUUAGUGAGGAAGACAGCAAAGAAAUCCAUGUGCAACUUCAGUUGAAACGUCCUAUCUGACAGAGUAAAUCUACUGAUACAUAAUUAUAUCGAAUGCAAGUACCGAUUAGAGAAGGGAGCAACUAAAUGAGAGAGCAUUUCUAGCAGAAAUGAGAAUAUAAAGCUAAAUAGUAUUAGUAGGUAGUUAUUAUUUUUAAAAAACCAUUAUUCUAAUUUUAUGUUACAAUGUUUUAGGUUACUAGAGCAAGCCAACACACUUAUUUCGAUAGGCAAGAAGAUGCAGUGUUCUGUUUAGUUGUGUAUAUAAUCAAGUUCAAAUCGGGAACCAGUUGUGCGGCCCGAAUUUUUUUCCAUGCUAAAAAAGUUUACAACACUUUGAUUUAUUUCUGUUUGCUAGAAGCAAAAGUUGGUCAGCUAUCAAAAAGCUCUUGUUUUUUGGGUUUUAUAGAAAUUUUAUUUAUAUUAUUACCGUGCAAAAAGGAAUAAAGGAAAGAUCAACGCAUAUAUUGGGGAAAUAGUAUUGUGUUUUUGUUUUCGCUUGCUUCAUGAUGAACAAAAAACCAUUGUACUUUUGUAGGCAGAAAAAUGUGUUAAAGUGAAAUUUAUUGAUGAAAAUAGACGUAGUUAAUUUUUAUCCCUUUCCUAAAGUAAGGACACCACUAUUCCCAUCCCAACCCUGUAAAUGAAGUGCUGUUUUGUUUCCACAACACCCCCGAAUUGCAUUCACGAAGCUAAACACAGCCCUAUACUGAUGAAUAAAGUGAUACAUAGAUUAACUGGCGAUGAUAAA